AAAGUUUACUCUCUGCUCUCAAUAUUGCUCUUGUUUCUUGCUCUUUUCUCAAUGAAUUUGCUGGAAUUCAUCAAGUUUGAGCUGGAAAUCAACAAUCCCUCACGGAUUCACUGAAAGAUUUCUUGAAAAGAUGUGUGUUGUGGGGUUCGAUCUUGGGAAUGAGAACUGCGCUGUUGUCGUGGCACGACAGCAGUGCGGCAUUGAUGUUGUUCUUAAUGAUGAAUCUAAGUGCGAGACCCCUGCCGUUGUGUGCUUUGAUGAGAAGCAGAGGUUCAUCGGUACAUUGGGGGCUGUACAAUCGAUGAUGAAUCCUAAGAACUCUGUGUCUCAGAUCAAGAGGCUUAUUGGGCGGAAGUUUUCUGAUCCUGAGCUCCAGCGUGAUCUUCAGUCAUUGCCUUAUUUGGUGACUGAAGGGCCAGAUGGGUUCCCAUUGAUCCAUGUGAAGUAUCUUGGUGAGCAGAGGACUUUCACUCCUACUCAAGUGCUCGGAAUGGUUCUCUCGCACCUGAAAGGGAUAGCUAAGAAGAAUUAUAAAGAGUUAGUUGCGUUUUGCUGCAUUGGGAUCCCAAUGUAUUUCAAUGAACUCCAGAGGAGAGCCGUUCUCGAUGCUGUUUCUGUUGCAGGGGGUGGGUUGAUUACUAUGCAGCUGAUCCAUGAGACAACGGCCACUGCUUUGGCUUAUGGUAUCUACAAGACAGACCUGUCUGAGAAUGACCAGCUCAAUGUUGCAUUUGUUGAUGUUGGCCAUGCAAGCAUGCAGGUCUGUAUUGCAGGCUUCAAGAAAGGGCAAUUAACAAUCUUAUCACAGGCGUAUGAUCGAUCUCUUGGUGGGAGGGAUUUUGAUGACGCUCUUUUCAAGCACUUUGCGCAUGAGUUCAGGUAUAGAUACAAGAUUGACGUGUAUCAGAGUGUUCGUGCAUCUCUCAGGUUGCGUGUUGCAUGUGAGAAAUUAAAAAAGACACUGAGUGCAUAUACUGAGGGAAUACUAAACAUUGAGUGGUUGAUGGAUGGGAAGGAUGUUAAGGUUUUCAUUAAGAGAGAAGAGUUCGAGCAGAUCAGUAUGCCAAUACUGGAGCGUGUGAAAGCCCCACUAGAGAAGGCACUUCUGGAUGCUGGGUUAACUGUACAAAACAUUCACUCAGUUGAGGUUGUUGGAUCAGGUUCCCGGGUGCCAGCAAUUAUCAGGAUAUUGGCAGAGUUCUUUAGCAAAGAGCCUAGACACACUAUGAAUGCAAGUGAGUGCGUUGCCCGUGGCUGUGCCCUUCAGUGCGGUAUUCUCACCCUUAAAUUCAAAGUGCGCGAGUUUCUGGUUUAUGAGGAUUUACCUUUCUCAAUUGCCAUGUCUUGGAAAGGAGCUGCCCCUGAUGCACAAAAUGGUGCUCCAGAUCAGCAGCAAACUAUUAUUGUAUUUCCUAAAGGCAAUAAAAUUUCCGAUGCCAAAGAUUUGACAUUUUUCAGAUCUAGCACAUUCUCAGUUGAUUUUCUGUACACUGAUGUGGCCGAUCAGCAAAUACCAGCAAAGAUCAGCACAUAUACAAUUGGUCCUUUUCAACCCACUAAAGGUGAACCAGCUAAAUUGAGAGUAACUGUCGUUUUGACUGAUGGAGUUGUUUCUGUUGAUUCAGCAACUAUGCUAGAAGAGGAAGAAGUUGAAAUACCAGUAUCAGCGACAAAAAAGCCGCUGAAAGAAUAUACUAAGAUGGAUGUAGAUGAAUCCUCUAUCGGCGAAACAGAUGUGAGUAUGCAGGAUUUUAAACCGCAAGCUGAUAGUUCUGGUGUUGGGUCUGAAAAUGGAGCAACUGAUUCAGCUGACAAGCCUGUCCAGAUGGAUACUGAUGCCAAGGUUGAGGUUCACAAAAGGAAGGCUAAGGAAAUCAAUGUUUCAGUGUCUGAGAUAGUGCAUGGAGGAAUGACAUACUUAGAGUUGUUGAAGGCAGAGCAUGAGGAGUCUAAGAUGGCUUCCCUUGAUAGAGCAUUGGAAAAAAGCAAAUAUUAACCAAGUAAUUACAACAUUUUUGAAUUACAAUUUGAAAUAUAGUAUUUUCAUUUGCACUUUAUUUGAUUUACACAGUUAUUUUACUUACUUUCCUUUUCUCAAACUAGGUCCGUUUUUUA
This is a messenger RNA of Dioscorea cayenensis subsp. rotundata (Guinea yam), 2115 nucleotides long. RefSeq names its product heat shock 70 kDa protein 14-like. Gene Ontology annotation, cellular component: cytosol; nucleus. The record is from RefSeq and is a predicted model, not a curated record. Gene Ontology annotation, molecular function: ATP binding; ATP-dependent protein folding chaperone. Lineage: Eukaryota; Viridiplantae; Streptophyta; Magnoliopsida; Dioscoreales; Dioscoreaceae. The coding region runs from base 131 to 1996 and encodes 621 amino acids. Gene Ontology annotation, biological process: protein folding. The transcript has 6 exons.